AUGCACACCUCGGGAGUCAUCCUCGACAUGGCGGCUUUGGCCAGUGUCGUCUCCGCCCAUAUGGGUGCUUUCCCACCCGCGAUGCCUAUCGCAGCUACUGCCACAGCUGCCUGCAGCUCAUCGAAAACUUCUCUCUGGCGUGACUGUCCCACAGCAACCGGUAAAUUGGCCACUGACUGGAGCCGCAUUACAUCAGAACCAAUCCCCACGGGGACCAUUCCCCUUUGCAAGAUCCGCGAUGCACUAUCCAGUUCUCUGGAUGAAGAGUUUGCCAAGUAUACCACGGAAUGGAUCAGCUUCGUCGGAAUGUCUUCAUCGGACCUUCUCGACUUCUUCACUGAUUGUUAUGAUGCAGCCUUGCCCACGGCCCGUUCGGUGAUUGACGAGAUCAUCUCGGCAACUGACCUGUGUGACGAGUUGGGCAUCGCCGCGAUGGCGACGCCGACUGUUGCCCUCGCCCAGCAGCUUCUUGCGCACCCCAAGCACGCGUCUGUCCAGGCCACCAGUACAGACACGGUCUCCUGUUCCAUCCUGGGUUCUGCCAUCAACAACGACAUCCCCGUCAUGACUGGUGAGCUUAGCUCUGCCUUCGAUCAGUAUUCGAGUACCGCAAGUCCCCCCGACCCGACCUCCUCGCCUGACCCGACCGACCCGGAGGACCUGGACUACCUCUGUUCCUUUGCUUCGCAGCUUCCACUGUCUCUGCGAAGCAACUUUGCCGACUAUACCUCAGAGAUCAUCAGCUCAAUCAGCAAAGACGAAUCGAGCUAUGUCAAGUUUUACACGGACUGCGUCUUCGACCCUAGCUUCGAAUCUGCCAUCCGGUCCGAGUUCGACCGCCUGAUCACGACCAGCGCAUUUUGUGACAGUACCAUCACCAGUGCCACUGUCACCAUUGUCACUAUUCCCACUACUAGCACUUCCACCGUCACCAGUUCCACUGUCACCACUUCCACUUUCACCAGCGGCACUGUCACCACUGUCACUAUGAUCACUUCCACUAUGACCACUGACACUGCCACUGCCACUGACACUACUACCGCUUCCACUACUAUCACAUCCACCUCGACCAUUCCCACUACGACCGCUUCGACUACUACCACUUCCACAUUCACCAGUGGCACUGUCACCACUGCUACUCUGACCGCUUCGACUAUGACCACUGCUAUUGAGACCAUUCCCACGACUACCACCGCCACUGAGACUACUACCAUUACCAGUGCCAGCGUCACCACUAUCAUCAGUGCCACUGUCAGCACUAUGACCAUUCCUACUACUACCACAUCCACUUCGACCAUUCCCACUACUACCGUUUCCGCUACUACCACUACCACUUCGACCACUACCUCUAGUGUCAUUGCUGGUGCUGCUACUGCUCCUGUUGGCUUGGUAGGGGCUGCAGUUGCUGCUGGCUUGGUCGGUGCUGCGGCAAUCCUCUGA
Messenger RNA from Anthostomella pinea, 1440 nucleotides. NCBI's taxonomy places the organism in Eukaryota, Fungi, Ascomycota, Sordariomycetes, Xylariales, Xylariaceae. The record is from the annotation of a GenBank genome assembly.